UAGUAUAUUUAAUCAAUAGGUUAUUCUAAUACUACGAGUAUAAAAAAUACUUAAACAGACAGAGAAAUGAGAGUUUGAAUUCGAGUGUUACGAAUAUGACAAUUAACAAAAUUUGGAACAAUUGUAAAACAUAGACAUGAAGAGAUUUUUAGUCAUAUUCGGACAAAUUAGUUUGUUGAGUCAUUUUCCAACAAUUCUGACAAUUAGUCUGCCGUUUUCUCCGCUAUGGUUGAUAGAAAGUGACGGCACCAAAAGAGGAUUAAUUAAUCAACAGUUGAAAGAUUCUCAGACACUGGAUUACAAUGUUGAUGUCUUGGAUGGAACUACUUUAGGAUUGCUUAUACUAGCUAUCGUGUUACUAUGGAUACAUGGAAUAAUAUUCACAGCAUUUGGAUGUAUGCUUGUAAAGAGAAUGCUUGUAAUGAGAAGGACCCCUAGCGGACUUUGUAACAAAGUCUUCAUAAAAUGCGUUCACGUUAGCAUAGGAUUGUACAUCAUCGCCAGUUUUGUGAUGUUGACAGCAUGUGCUAGAUUCGCUGCGAUCUUCCCAAUGGAAAAGAUAAGUUAUGCUUUCUACGUCACCAUGACGAUAUUUUGUUAUAUUUGGCUUGUGGUUUUGAUAUUCAUUUGCGAUCACAUCUGCAAAAGAAGGAGAGAUGAAAAUGUUUUUCACACGCUAGUUUGCGGGCUUCGUGAGUACAACGAUGACUUUAUAUGACACUGGAGUGAUAAAGAGAAUACAACGAAUCUUUGCUGAACAUACUGUAAACAAGUCUGUUAUAUAUCAGCAUGUCACUUUCAUUUUGUCCGCAUAGUCUUCCCCAGUCAAUUUGUUUUUUGCUGUGAACAAACAUUUUCAUUGGAACAUACCAUUGAAGACAUUAACCAGUUACUGACCUUUAACUAUUUAACAAUCCAUAAAUUCCCACACAACCGAGCAAUCCAGUGAUGGAUCUUCAUGCAAUUUAACACAAAUAUAAAUCACUUUAGGGCGGUGAUGCAUACAUAUCUUUUACCAAAACCUCUUCAGUUACUGCAGAGUGAUUGCCGUUUAACUGCAUUAAAAAUCAUAAAUUCACACAAAAUAAUGUAAUCCAUUUAUUGAUUUUCAUGAAACUUAGCGAUCACUAUAGAGCCGAGUUUUCCCCUUGAAUUUGUAAAACACAGGAACCAACAAACCGUUGCUUUUGUUUAUAACUUGUGUAUAUCUGGAAAAGAAAUAUCUUUCAAAAUAUACCCCCUCUCAUUCACAUAACAACUUAUUCGGCGUGGGAUAUAAAUUCAUUGAAUUUGCUUUUUGAUGUUGAUUCUUGAUCGAAACGGAGUAGUCCAGAGAGCAUAAAAAUAUGAAACAACAACUGUGUAUAUGAACUACCCAUAUAGUUCAUGUAAGACAAGUGUCGGAGAUAUCGACACG
Mercenaria mercenaria is the source of this 1417-nucleotide messenger RNA. RefSeq lists its product as uncharacterized. Bases 137 to 718 code for a protein of 193 amino acids. The record is from RefSeq and is a predicted model, not a curated record. The transcript has 4 exons. Lineage: Eukaryota; Metazoa; Mollusca; Bivalvia; Venerida; Veneridae.